This is a messenger RNA of Talpa occidentalis (Iberian mole), 2813 nucleotides long. RefSeq names its product prokineticin receptor 1 (gene PROKR1). The record is from RefSeq and is a predicted model, not a curated record. The transcript has 2 exons. Gene Ontology annotation, cellular component: membrane. Gene Ontology annotation, biological process: neuropeptide signaling pathway. NCBI's taxonomy places the organism in Eukaryota, Metazoa, Chordata, Mammalia, Eulipotyphla, Talpidae. The coding region runs from base 1 to 765 and encodes 254 amino acids. Gene Ontology annotation, molecular function: neuropeptide receptor activity.
AUGGGGUUUGCAUUUAAGUCUGCUUGUCUCAGAAACCCGCAACAUACCAUUGCACUCUCCUCCCACAUAUAUCUGGCUAUUGUCCACCCGCUUAGACCCCGGAUGAAGUAUCAAACAGCCACUGGCUUGAUUGCCUUGGUUUGGCUAGUGUCCAUUCUCAUCGCCAUCCCUUCAGCCUAUUUCACAACAGAAACGGUCCUCAUCAUUGUCAAGAGCCAGGAGAAGAUCUUCUGUGGCCAGAUCUGGCCGGUGGACCAGCAGAUCUACUACAAGUCCUACUUCCUCUUCAUCUUCGGCAUCGAGUUCGUGGGUCCCGUGGUCACCAUGACCCUGUGCUAUGCCAGGAUCUCCCGGGAGCUCUGGUUCAAGGCGGUCCCUGGUUUUCAGACCGAGCAGAUUCGAAAGCGGCUGCGCUGCCGCCGGAAGACUGUCCUGGUGCUUAUGUGCAUCCUCACCGCCUACGUGCUGUGCUGGGCGCCUUUCUACGGCUUCACCAUCGUGCGCGACUUCUUCCCCACCGUGUUCGUGAAGGAGAAGCACUACCUUACUGCCUUCUACAUCGUUGAAUGCAUCGCCAUGAGCAACAGCAUGAUUAAUACCCUGUGCUUCGUGACCGUCAAGAAUAACACCAUCAAGUACUUUAAGAAGAUCAUGCUGCUGCACUGGAAGACCUCUUACAACGGGAGUAAGUCUAGCGCUGAUCUUGAUCUCAAAACCACAGGCAUGCCCGCCACAGAAGAGGUGGACUGCAUCCGACUGAAAUAACCAAUGGUGGUUGUCAAAUGCAUACUCAGACAGGACCUUGGGGACCGGGACCAGUUUGCUUAGAUACACACUCUCAACCAAGAGCUCUUUGUGUGCUGUAGAGGGCAGAGUAAAUGGACAGCUAUGGGAAUCCAUAGUUGAAGGGGCCCAGAAUUUCUAAAAUUAGACACCAUCACCAGUGGCUGACAGUCACUGAACUUCUAAUUUGUGCAAAGAGUAGGCACUGGUGAAAAAUGUGUAUGUUUACACCAUAAAGUUGGCAAAAAGAAAUAGGGGUUAAAGUAUGAAAAAAGUUGGGUCAUAAACAGUCUGAAAUAAGGGAGUUUCCAGAAGGGAACCCAAGUAGGCAUCUAAGACUGCUGUACAUGUGUUUGAAGGGUGAGGGUCUCUCUGGAACUUUGCAACUACUCAUCAGACAUCAAUGUAGCCCAACUCUAGGAUUGUUCUUAGGCUUAAUUUUACCCCUAAAAUUUGCAGGGAUGGGCCAAGAAUACAAAAUAGGCUCUGGGUUCACUCUCUUUGCAACCCUUCUCUUCUUCUCCCUAGUCCUGGCUCUCACUGCCUUACAUGCAUGCACAUGGACGCGCCAGAAUGCAUGGUUAAGCUCUGUCCAAAUUCUCUCCAUGUGAUUUGAGAGCAAGAUGUCUUUGCUGCUGUUGUCUGAAUCCCAUUAUAGUAAUUAUUCCUUGGGAUUAAUACUUGCUUCUCUUAAAAUGGAACUACUUUUGGGAAGGAUAACCCACCGCAUUUCUACUCUUCAAUGUGAAUGAGGUCAUGUGAUUUAGUGGCAAUGAUGAAGGUCAAUUAUAGAAUCCUGGGCCCCCCCAGGAAAGAAAGGGAUAUACAAAUGGCAGGCUGGGGAUCAACAAUGAGAUUUACUCACAUCACAGGCUUAUUGAAGGCUCAUCCCACUUUCUAAUUCACCUCCCUUGUUUGGUGUUUUGAAUUGUGCAUUUGGAAUUUUGGAGCCAGAAGAUCUGUCACCUGUGUGACCCCAGACAAAGCCCAUCAGGGGGGCCAAAAAUAAUAUCUGAUAGCUACGAAUGAGGUGGUCAUGAAGAACUAAUGAUAUAAUCUAUGGGAAAACUCUUUCAAACACACAAAUAAUCAAAAGCAUGAAGUGUUAACUGUGUGUAGUAUGACUGGACAAGGAUUCUGUUUUAUGUAUCUAGAAACCUCACCAUUUCCCCCUUUAGUUAUUAUUUGUGUGAAUAAUUCUUUUACCCCUCUUACUAGUGCUAUAUGCAUCAUUAUGAUCUUACUAACAUGUUGAUAUAAUUAAGCAGUCAUAUUUGGUGUCAGUGUAUAAAAGAAACUGGUGAAUUGGUCUGUGGUCAGAAAAUGAGCUCAGGAUUUUAGAAAGCAUUUAGAGUACCUUUGUGAUCAUGGAAAUAUUGAUCUUGUUUCCCCAGCCAGCAUGAAUCUGGGCAAUGCGAUAUUUGUUUCUUGUUCCUUUAUUUUCAUAAAUGUGCAUAACUAUAGAGCAAACUUGUCCUUUUCUUUUUGAUUAAUUCUAUCAUGGCACAUUUAGAAAACUGAUUCCUGAAUAGCACUACCCCCUCCAAAUAUAGUCAACUCUUUAUUUUUAGUAGCAAUCUUAUUUUUUUAUAGUUUAUUCCCUGGAAUACACCUUUCAAAAACCUACUUUUGUCUUCCCAUUUAUCUAGCAGAGACUUAUCCUAUAGUUUUAUCCAAAUACUUUGAUUAAAUUAGUGGAAAAACUAAAUAAAAUAUGAGCCUAAACCCAACAUGACUUAAAAAGAAAUUAUUUUUUCUUUUAUAAAAUCAUAUAUUACAUUCUUAAGUCAAGAGAAAACUUAGCUUUUCGACUAAAAAUAAUGAAAUAACAUAGCUUAUUAUCAUUAAGUUCAUCUUUUCCUUUGGGAAUGCUAAAUAAGAGCUGACUGUAUUAAAUAGGAGCUUUUCCUAUGUGACAAAAAUCUCUGCAUUUCAGCGUAAAAUUUAUCAGUUUUUACUGUUUUAACUAUCUGUAAACUUUCUAGCAUUGUGUUUGCUUGUGAUUUUACAAUAAAUGAAAGUAUUGUGUU